Molecule: messenger RNA, 1751 nt
Organism: Drosophila nasuta
Lineage: Eukaryota; Metazoa; Arthropoda; Insecta; Diptera; Drosophilidae
Gene: ttm50
Product: tiny tim 50
Exons: 5
Coding region: 143-1390 (415 amino acids)
Source: RefSeq, a predicted model, not a curated record
AGGCAUAUUCACAGAAUUUUCGCUGCCAUGCCGGUUGGAUGUUCUUCGAACUGGCAAAGAAAAUAGGACGUUUUUUUUUGUUGGAGAUUGUUGUGUUUUUUUUCAGUGAAAAAGCAAAGGAAUUUGUGCAACGGCCGCAAAGAUGAGCAUGGCACCAGCAAAGCCAGUGAUACAGUUAAUGCGUUUAAAUGCUCCACGUGCUUCCCUUCACACAUUCGCCAACCGCUUUCGGCGCACAUUCGCAUUGAAUAAUCAGUCGUCGUCGUCGUCGUUGCCGUCGCCGUUGUUGUUGUCGCAGUCAACGUCUGGCGCAAUACACACAUACAAGGCGAAGCAGUCCAACAGCUGGUUGAACAGCAGCCGUGCCUACAGCAAGGCAAAGGAUCAAGCUGCAACACCAGAGACUGCAGCAGCGGCACCAUUGCUCUCGAAGCUUUUCCCACAAACGGCACCCGAUGCAGACGGGGGUGCAGAGCAGGAGCGCAAGAAGCGCGAGGAGGAUGAGGCUAAGGAAAAUGAACGUGCCUGGAAGCGCAUGAAAUUGGGUUUUGCCAUUUUUGGUGGCGGCGGCUUUGCGGCCGCCCUGUGGGGCAUCUAUGAGUUUGGCAAACCGGAGGUGGAUGCCGAGGGCCAGACAAUUGAGGAUGAGUUCACAAAUAAGCCGCUGGUGCAGCAAUAUUUGCAGCGCAUGUGGAAAUCAUUGCAUUACUAUCAGAAAAUGAUACAGGAGCCGUCGCGUGAAAAGCUCUUGCCCGAUCCCCUCAAGCAUCCGUAUGUGCAGCCACGCUACACAUUGGUGCUGGAGAUGAAGGAUGUGCUGGUGCAUCCGGAUUGGACAUAUCAGACUGGCUGGCGUUUCAAGAAGCGUCCAGGCGUUGAUCACUUUUUGCAGGAGUGUGCCAAAGAUUUUGAAAUUGUUGUCUUUACCGCCGAGCAGGGCAUGACCGUGUUUCCCAUAUUGGAUGCCCUCGAUCCCAAUGGUUUCAUCAUGUAUCGUCUGGUGCGAGAUGCUACGCAUUUCGUUGAUGGACAUCACGUCAAGAAUUUGGACAAUUUGAAUCGUGAUUUGCGUCGUGUUAUUGUUGUGGAUUGGGAUAACAAUGCCACCAAGAUGCAUCCGGAUAACACAUUCGGCAUUGCACGCUGGCAUGGCAAUGACGACGAUGCCCAGCUGCUCGACUUGAUUGCCUUCUUAAAGAUCAUUGCCCAAAACGAUGUGGAUGAUGUGCGUGAGGUGUUGCACUAUUAUCGCCAGUUUGAGGAUCCCAUCAGUCAGUUCCGGGAGAAUCAACGCAAGCUCGCCGAGCAAAUGCAGGAGGCUGAGCGCAUCGAGCAGACGAAAACCAAGCCGAUGGUUAAACAAUGGUCACGCAACAUCAUGGGACGCUAACCCCACACACACACACACACAAAAGCCAUAGUCUUAUAAAUAUAUUAUAUAUACACAAACACACACAUGCAUAUAUCGACAGUAGUCGUCGUAGCCAGUUGUAAACUGCAAAAUGCGAAAACUGUCACCUCGCUCCCUCCUCCGAUAAGCAUUUCAUUUAGGAGGGCAAAAUGCGUUACGCAUCAAAAGGAAAAUCAAAUACAAAAUUCAUUCAACUCCGCCACGUACAAAAAAUGAUAUAACUGAUGAUAAAAAUGAUGUAAUGAGAAUGAUUAUGAUAAUGAAAUGUUGUUGUGCAAGUACUUGGAAGCAAAGCACGCUUUUCUUUUCUUUUCCUCCUGUUUCUUUUUUUUUUUUUAAA